AUGAUUGGUAGUAUUGUAAGUCAUGCUGCCAUCAUAUACAAUUCUGAACUGCGCUACACAGAAGAUCCCCCACCGGCACUGUUGGACGAUCUUGUUGUAGUGCCUAAGAACUACCAGCAUAUCCUGGCAUUGGUGUUUGGCAUAAAGGAGAUAAAUGAGAACACUCAGAUACUACCCAAUCUCACUCUGGGUUUCAACAUUUAUGACAGCUAUAACAAUGCAGAUAGGACCCAUCAUGCCACAAUGCUACUUUUAUCUGCACAGGAGAGAUUGGUCCCGAACUAUGUGUGUGACAUGCAGAGCAACCCUGUAGCAGUCAUCGGGGGACUCGACUCCCAAAUCUCCCUCCAUGUGGCAGCACUCUUGGAUAUUUAUAAGACUCCACAGCUCGUAUAUGGCGCUGCUCAUAUAAUAAAUGAUAAAACCCCAGGUCUUCCUUUCUACCAGAUGGUCCCUCAGGAAGCCCUUCAGUAUAGGGGGAUUCUUUCACUAUUCCUGCAUUUUCGGUGGACUUGGAUUGGGAUGCUCAUUAUGGAUGAUGAGAAUGGAGAAAAAAUUGUACAAACUCUGGUUCCACAGUUUUCCCAGAAUCAUGUCUGCUUUGCCUUCAUAGAAAAACUUCCCACAUUCAAAUUUAUCACUGAUUUCUCUGCUAUGUUGCAACAAGGAGAAAACAUGUAUAAUCAAAUCAUGAGCAGCAAAGCCAACGCAUUGGUGGUUUAUGGAGAUUCUUACUCCCUGGUCCUUUUGAGAUGGUUACCAUAUCUUUCAAGUAUGAAAAAUGUGUCAGCUGAACCAAGAGGUAUAGUAUGGAUAAUGGCAGCCCAGAUGGAGUUCACAUCAUUGGUCUAUCAACGGAAUUGGGAUGCAAGCAUAUUUGAUGGUGCUCUGUCGUUGACAAUUCACUCUGGUGAUCUACCCAGAUUCAAGGCAUUUCUCCAAGGCAGGAACCCUUCUGGUACAGAAGCAGAUGGAUUUAUCAGGGAUUUUUGGCAACAAGCCUUUGGUUGUAAAUUCACAGAUCAGGUUACAGGAACAGAGGAGGAGACUCCUUGUACAGGUGAUGAGAAGCUGGAGAGCCUUCCAGGGUCCUUCUUUGAAAUGAGCAUGACCGGGCACAGCUACAGUGUUUACAACGCUGUCUAUGCUGUGGCCCAUGCUCUGCAUGCCAUGUCCUCAUCUAAUCUCAAACAGAGAGAAAGAACACGUAGAAGAGAACUUCAGAAUCCAGAUUCCUGGCAGCUCCAUCACUUUCUGAGAAGUAUCUCUUUUAAUAACAGCGCUGGAGACAAGGUUUCCUUUGACCAGAGUGGGUGUCUUAUAACUGGAUUUGAUGUGCUCAAUUGGGUUCUUUCCUCCAAUCAAACUUUCCACCGUGUGAAAGUUGGAAGGGUAGAUCCACAGGAUCCAGAGCAGGCAUUACUGAUCCAUGAUGAGGCUAUAACAUGGCACCUCUGGUUUAACCAGGUCCAGCCUCUUUCUGUGUGUACAGUGAGUUGCCAUCCUGGUACAAGCAAGCAAGUAAAGGAAGGAGAGCCAUUCUGUUGUUACAAUUGCAUUCCAUGCCCAGAAGGGAAGAUUGCAGAGCAUGAAGACAUGGAUGACUGUCAGAAAUGUGAAGACAAAAGCUAUCCAAACAAGGACCAGGACUACUGCAUUCCCAAAACAAUAACCUUCUUGUUUUACAAAGAACCUUUGGGUCUCAGUUUAGCCUUCUUUGGUCUUUUCUCUUCUUUGACCACAGCUCUGGUCUUAGGGUUAUUUGUGAAGCACCACGACACUCCCAUAGUCAUUGCUAACAACCGGAGCCUCACCUACACUCUCCUCAUCUCCCUCCUGCUCUGCUUCCUUUGUGUGUUCCUAUUCAUUGGCCAACCAAAGAAGGUGACAUGUCUCCUCCGGCAGACCACUUUUGGCAUCAUCUUCUCAGUGGCUGUCUCUUGUGUACUGGCAAAAACCAUGACAGUGGUUCUGGCUUUCAUGGCCACCAAGCCAGGGUCCAGAAUGCGGAAGUGGAUGGGGAAAAGGCUGGCCAGCUCCAUCGUUUUUUCCUGCUCCCUUCUUCAAACAGGCAUCUGUACUGUGUGGCUGGCCAUGUAUCCUUCCUACCCAGAUGUCGAUGUUCAUACAGUACCUGAGGAAAUAGUCCAGGAAUGUAACGAGGGCUCUGUGACUAUGUUCUACUGUGUGCUGGGCUACCUGGGCUUCCUGGCAACUGCCAGCUUCAUGGUGGCUUUCUUUGCCAGGAAGCUCCCGGACAGCUUCAAUGAAGCCAAGUUCAUCACCUUCAGCAUGCUGGUCUUUUGCAGUGUUUGGUUAUCCUUUGUUCCAACCUACCUGAGCACCAAAGGAAAACACAUGGUAGCUGUGGAGAUAUUCUCUAUCUUGGCCUCCAGUGCUGGAUUGCUUGGUUGCAUCUUUUCCCCUAAAUGUUACGUUAUUUUAAUAAGACCUGAGCUCAACAGCAGGGAACAGCUUAUCAGAAGGAAAGACUGA
This is a messenger RNA of Varanus komodoensis (Komodo dragon), 2496 nucleotides long. Its product is annotated as vomeronasal type-2 receptor 26-like. Bases 1 to 2496 code for a protein of 831 amino acids. Lineage: Eukaryota; Metazoa; Chordata; Lepidosauria; Squamata; Varanidae. The record is from RefSeq and is a predicted model, not a curated record. Gene Ontology annotation, cellular component: membrane. Gene Ontology annotation, biological process: G protein-coupled receptor signaling pathway. Gene Ontology annotation, molecular function: G protein-coupled receptor activity. The transcript has 6 exons.